Phascolarctos cinereus (koala) is the source of this 551-nucleotide messenger RNA. It is a transcript of the gene PSMG4, whose product is annotated as proteasome assembly chaperone 4. Gene Ontology annotation, biological process: proteasome assembly. NCBI's taxonomy places the organism in Eukaryota, Metazoa, Chordata, Mammalia, Diprotodontia, Phascolarctidae. The record is from RefSeq and is a predicted model, not a curated record.
UUGCUUUGGCCUGGCGGGGGCCGGGGAAAGCCCGAUUGGUGGCACGGGGACUGGCUGCACAGGGACGCUGGGAAGCCCAGGACAGCAUGGAGGGGCCGCCGGCGCCUGGGAACGGGGACAUCUCGCUGCACAACUUCAGCGCCAGGCUGUGGGAGCAGCUCAUCCACUUCCACGUGAUGCGGCUGACGGAUUCGCUCUUCCUGUGGGUGGGCGCGACGCCCAACCUGCGCAACCUCGCCGUGGCCAUGUGCAACCGUUACGACUCCAUUCCAGUGUCCACUUCCCUUCUUGGAGAUACCUCUGACACAACCUCUAACUGUCUUGCUCAGCGAUUAGCCAGGAAGACCAAAAAACAGGUGUUUGUCAGCUACAAUCUUCAAAACACAGACAGCAACUUCACACUGCUCAUAGAAAACAGGAUCAAGGAAGAAAUGGAGGCUUUCCCAGAAAAGUUUUAACCCAAAAAAGAGCACGGUAGCAUCAGAUGAUUUGUAAUUUAUGUACAUUAAACAGAAUAAAUUGAGUGUAUUUCACAGCACGUCUAACAUGGA